CGAAAGGAAAUAACUGCUAUGAAGAGGUUAUUAACUUCAAACAAACACUUCGCCUAGCUGUAGCUACAGCAAGCUACAGUCAACAUUUGGACCGUGUCACGCCCCUUUUCCAUGGGACAAGAAUAAGUGGUUUAAUUUCAAUAAUUCAGAUAAGUAGCCUAAACAAGAUUCAGAAGAGGAAAAUAAACUGUGAAGACUUUUUCUGCCGCGCGUGACUUGGAUCUCCGUGCGCUUCUUGUCAUCUUGCGCUGAUGCGAUGGAGUUUUCAGAGCACAUAAAGACCGCGAACGUUGAAGAUGUCGUUCUGAGACGGCCGUUUCAUCCACCGAUGCAAGGAACGUUAUGUGUCACUGGCCACCACCUGCUCUUCUCUAACAGAGAUGGAGACAGCUCGCGGCUGGUCUUGUUACUUCUCAGAAACAUCGAUGCCAUAGAGAAAAGGCCUUCCGGGUCCUCUGGAACAAUCACCCUCAAGUGUAAGGACCUGUGUGUUCUGCAGCUGGACAUUCCAGGCAUGGAGGAGUGCCUGAACAUUGCCCGUUCCAUUGAGUAUCUCUCUUCUCUGGACAUUGUGUCCGAUAUGUAUCCAUUCUUUUACAGACCGCUUAAACUCAGUCUGCAGGACCAGUGGGGCCUCUCAUCGGCUGAACAGAACUACGCUCAAAUGGAGGAGCUACAGGAUAGGUGGAGACUGAGUCAUGUGAACAAGGACUACUCUGUGUGUCCCUCCUACCCCCCUGCUGUUAUUGUCCCUCACUCCAUAGACGAUGAGACAUUGGUGAAGGUGGCCAAGUUCAGACAAGGGGGCCGCUUCCCUGUCCUCUGUUAUUACCACAGGAAAAAUGGCAUGGUCAUCAUGCGCAGCAGCCAACCCCUGACAGGAGCCAAUAGGAAGCGCUGCAGAGAGGAUGAGCUCCUCCUCCAGGCGGUGAUUGACGGCUCUGGGCUGGGUUACAUCAUUGACACCCGCUCCAACCAACAGGCUCAGCAGGCCAGGAUGACAGGGGGCGGGUUUGAAUCUAAAUCUAGCUACAGUUGCUGGAAGAGACUGCACCGUCAACUGGAAAGGGGGAAGGUGCUCCAGGAGAGUCUGAUAAAGUUGGUGGAGGCUUGUGGGGAUCACUCCCACAGUGUGGAUCGCUGGCUCAGCAAGCUGGAGAACUCCAAAUGGCUCUCUCACGUCCACACUGCCCUGGCCACAGCAGGCCUACUGGCAGAGUGUGUGGAGAGGGAUGGCCACUCUGUUCUAGUCCAUGGCUCAGAGGGCACAGAUACCACCCUUCUGGUGAGCUCUUUGGCCCAGCUCAUCCUGGACCCCAAGACACGCACACUGGCCGGCUUCCUGGGCCUCCUAGAGAGGGAGUGGCUACUGGCAGGUCACCCGUUCCAGCAGCGCUGUGCCCACUCAGCCUACUCCCACGCCCGUCUGAGGCUGGAGGCUCCAGUGUUCGUGCUGCUGCUGGACUGUGUGUGGCAGCUGGCACGACAGUUCCCUCUGGCCAUGGGCUUCUCUGAGCCUCUGCUGCUGCGGCUGGCCAUGGAGGUCUACGCCUCAGACUAUGGCACAUUCCUCUGCAACAGUGACCAGGAGAGGUGUGCUGCAGGGGUGAAGGAGAGAACCCACUGUCUGUUCCAGUUCCUCCUGAAGCCCAGUGAGAGGGAGCGUUACUCUAACCCCCUGUAUGAGCCCACUGAGCUGGCCAUCUGGCCCUCCGUUCAGCCACAGUCCCUGCAGCUCUGGAGAGGUCUGUUCCUGCGUUGGACCCAACAUGCUGUGCACCUAGAGAAAGCUCAGGAGGAGUUGCGGAACCUUGUCAUUGAGUGCCGUGGGGCAAGUUGAAAACACUGAUAAAUUGGGGUCGAAAAAUACAGUGACACACUGGACUGAUGGAACACACAGUGACACUCAUCCUGGUUGAUUGACUGUUGAGGAAGAGAACAAAUAAAAACUUUUUUUGUGAGAAAAUUAUGCUCCUAUGGACAUGAAUUAGAUAGGUAUUCAUCCAUCCCAAAGAAUAUCAAAUUGCAUUGCAUACUGUGAAAGUUCCUCACUGUUAAAUACUUUUCUCUCAUGGUGACAUGCAUAUAUUUUGUAUCUACCUUUUUUAUAGCGUUUUCACUGCAAGUCCAUAUUUCUUUUUUAUAAUAUAUUGUGUAUUUUUUAUUACAAACUUUACAUUUUAGCAAUUUUUUAAAUAAUUUCAUACAUGUCAAGGUACUCAAUAUGCAAAUGUUUUAUUAAAAGGAAUUUAAUUUA
Salvelinus namaycush (lake trout) is the source of this 2257-nucleotide messenger RNA. RefSeq lists its product as uncharacterized. The transcript has 10 exons. Bases 257 to 1840 code for a protein of 527 amino acids. The record is from RefSeq and is a predicted model, not a curated record. NCBI's taxonomy places the organism in Eukaryota, Metazoa, Chordata, Actinopteri, Salmoniformes, Salmonidae. Gene Ontology annotation, biological process: negative regulation of autophagy.